UAUGUGAGACAAAUUGUCAAUUGUGUGCAUAACGUAUCCAAUGGCAGUCUAUGUGAGAGAUGAAUAAGUAAGGGAUGCUUUUAUGUGUUGUUUAUACAUCUCCAUCCCCUUCAAAUCUUUGGAGCUCAAUCUUCAUUAGUAUUGCUUUCUCUUUGAAUUCUCUUUGACCAUCAACAUAUAUAUAUAAUGGCUCACGAAAAACAGUUUAACCACCUCAAAAUCCCAUUAGAAAUUAUAAAAUCAGCAACCAAUAAUUUCGAUAAAGAAAAUUUGAUUGGCGAAGGCGGAUUUGGGAAAGUUUACAAGGGACUAAUCAACCAUUCCAUGGGCCAACACACCAAGGUUGCUUUCAAGCGUUUAGAUCAUGCGUUUGGGCAUGGAGCUCCCGAGUUUUGGAAGGAAAUUAUGUUGCUUUCCUUAUACACACAUGAAAAUAUAGUCUCUCUCUUAGGGUAUUGUGAUGAUUUUGGCGAGAAGAUCCUCGUGUACGAGUAUGCAUCUAAGAAAAGCCUUGACUUGUAUAUAAACAGCGGCGAACUAAGUUGGGUUCAACGUCUUCACAUAUGUAUUGGGGCGGCUCGUGGACUGGCACACUUACAUACUCCUAGUGAUACCCAACUUAGAGUAUUGCAUCGAGAUAUUAAGAGUUCUAAUAUAUUAUUAGAUGACAACUGGAAUGCCAGAAUCUCAGAUUUUGGUCUCUCCAAAUUUGCCCCUGUAAACAAACAUUUCACAUAUCUUAUCUCCCACGCUGUUGGCACAUUUGGUUAUUGUGAUCCGGUCUAUGUAGAGACUGGCUUAUUAACAAAAGAGUCGGAUGUUUACUCUUUUGGUGUAGUUUUGUUUGAGGUAUUAUGUGGGAGGCUGUGUAUUGGCAGCAACAAUGGCGAUCAUCAAUCUUUUGUGGGAUUUGUGCAAAAAUGUUAUGAAGAAAACAAAAUAAAGGAAAUUGUUUUUGCCAACAUAAAAGAUGAAAUAAAUCAUCAUUCUUUGGAGCAAUUUACAAAAAUAGCUUAUCAAUGUUUAGUGAAAAACCGUGAAGAACGUCCAUUGAUGAAUGAGAUCCUCAAAGCACUUGCAAGUGCACUUAAACAUCAAUUGCAGAUGUUGGCGUCGAAUGGUAGUAAACAAACUCCAAUUGUUGGAAUCUUGAAUGUAACAGUACUAAAAGGAUUGGGGCUUGAUAUUGAGAAUCCUUAUGUGAUACUCAAACUAAAGAACUUGAGAGAUAAAUUAGAGUCAUAUUGCCUUCCAUCCGUGAAGAAAACGACCAUAUGCUACGGCUACAAGAAAGGGGAUCCGCAUUGGAAUGAGGAAUUCACACUAUAUGUUGAAGAUCUUGAAAAUCAACUGCUAGAAAUAUGGGUUUAUAACAAGCGCUCAUCAACAUGUAAACAAGUAGAAAUCCAUAAGCAAGUCGGGAAGCAGGAUUUAAGAUGUAGUGACAUUACAUCUGGAACUCCAAAGACUAAAAAAAUCUGGCUCUUCAACCUGGAUGACUGUUGGGGGGUGCGCACCUAUCGAGGGGAAAUCAUGGUGAAAGUUAUGUACGAACCAUGCACAAAUUACACUAUCUUUGAAGAGGUAUGUCCACUGCAAAAGGCUCCAACAUGGACUCCUCAAGAGGGAGGAUUGCUUGUCGUUAUAAUCCAUGAAGCGGAUCGCCUUGAAUUCAAGCAUCACAUCAAUCCAUAUGUUUCGCUGCUAUUCCUAGGCGAGUCAAGAAAAACCGUGGCAAUAAAGAGCGCAUAUGAUCCGAAAUGGCAGGAGGAGUUUACAUUUAUGUUGGAACAGCCACCAACGAACGAAAAAUUACGGUUGGAAGUCAUUAGUUCUCCUUGGAAGAAAAUAAUAUUUCGAAAGGAAGAAUCGAUGGGUUAUGUUGAUAUAAUGGUCGUUGAUGUUGUGAAAGAAAGACGGAUCAUCAAACGUUAUCGUCUUCAAAAUGUAAGUUGGGGUUUCCUGACGGUGGAGUUGCAAUGGAGAUCGCCGAACUAGUUUAAUUACCACCGGUAAUACUAACAGUCAUUGAUGGAGACACAUUUAUCAUUAUGUUUUUGGAAGGAAUAGAAUCUUUCGAAUGAAAUCAGAUUCCUGCUUUUUUGAACAACCAAACGCACUAAAGAAUGGAAUUCAAUUCCAAUUCCAUCAGAUUCUAUCAAAUUCUGUAAAACAAACGCGACCUAAGUAUUCUUCAAGUUUCAGACCACAAUUUUCAAUUUCUUUUUAAGGUUUUAUUA
Messenger RNA from Erigeron canadensis, 2240 nucleotides. Its product is annotated as probable serine/threonine-protein kinase PBL26. Gene Ontology annotation, molecular function: transmembrane receptor protein tyrosine kinase activity; ATP binding. Bases 187 to 1998 code for a protein of 603 amino acids. The transcript has 5 exons. The record is from RefSeq and is a predicted model, not a curated record. Gene Ontology annotation, cellular component: plasma membrane; plasmodesma. NCBI's taxonomy places the organism in Eukaryota, Viridiplantae, Streptophyta, Magnoliopsida, Asterales, Asteraceae. Gene Ontology annotation, biological process: protein autophosphorylation.